GAAGAAGAAGAAGCAGCAGCAGCAGAAGAAGCAGCAGAAGAAGAAGAAGAAGAAGAAGAAGCAGAAGAAGAAGAGUCACCGUCUCUCGGGGAGCCACUGAGUGUUUGCCGGUGAACAUGGAGCCGGUGAACAUGGAGCCGGUGAACAUGGAGCCGGUGUCAGAGCAGCAGAUCGACGGCAGCCUGAUGGAGGGAGGCGGACAGAUCCUCCGAGUGGCCGCGGCGCUCAGCUGCAUCACCGGCUCCGCCAUCAAGAUCAGCAACAUCCGAGCCGGCAGGAGCUCACCGGGGCUCAGGCCACAGCAUCUCAGCGGCUUGCAGCUGGUCUCAGAUCUGUGUUGUGGUGUUCUGCAGGGAGCCAACAUCAGCUCCACUGACGUGAGUCUGACUCCAGGUCAGAUCCGGUCUGGAAACCACACGGCCGACACGCAGACAGCAGGGAGUGUGUGUCUGCUGUUGCAGGUUGCGUUGCCUUGUGCCCUGUACGCUGACGCCCCCUCACAGCUGAUUCUGAAAGGAGGAACAAAUGCUGAGAUGGCUCCUCAGAUCGACUACACACUCAAAGUGUUUAAACCCAUCGUUGAAAAGUUCGGGGUCAACUUUGACUGUGACGUCAGAAUGAGAGGGUACUAUCCUAGAGGGGGGGGUGAGGUGAUUGUGAAGGUGAAUCCAAUCAGAGAGCUGCAGCCCGUCAUCAUGAUGGAGAGAGGAAACAUCACCAAGAUCCACGGCCGAGCCUUUGUCGCUGGAGUCCUGCCCUACAAAUUGGCUAAAGACAUGGCGGCGGCGGCGGUUCGAACCAUCAGGAAGGAGAUCAAAGAGCUGUACAUAAAUAUUCAGCCGCUGCAGGAGAAAGAAAAUUCCUGCGGUAACGGCAACGGCAUCAUAAUCAUCGCUGAGUCGUCGACAGGUUGUAUGUUCGCAGGUUCCGCCCUGGGGAAGAAAGGUGUAUAUGCUGAUAAAAUUGGUUUUGAAGCAGCUGAGAUGUUGUUGAGAAACAUUCGACAUAACGGCUGCGUGGACGAGUUCCUGCAGGACCAGCUCAUCAUCUUCAUGGCGUUGGCUAAGGGAACGUCUCGGAUUAGAACGGGUGCUGUGACGCUACACACUCAGACGGCCAUUCACAUCGCAGAGCAGCUCACUCUGGUCAGAGCCUCGCUC
Messenger RNA from Paralichthys olivaceus (Japanese flounder), 1160 nucleotides. The record is from RefSeq and is a predicted model, not a curated record. NCBI's taxonomy places the organism in Eukaryota, Metazoa, Chordata, Actinopteri, Pleuronectiformes, Paralichthyidae.